This is a messenger RNA of Aspergillus japonicus CBS 114.51, 228 nucleotides long. RefSeq lists its product as uncharacterized. The transcript has 4 exons. The coding region runs from base 1 to 228 and encodes 75 amino acids. Lineage: Eukaryota; Fungi; Ascomycota; Eurotiomycetes; Eurotiales; Aspergillaceae. The record is from RefSeq and is a predicted model, not a curated record.
AUGCAACCAUGCUAUGUAUUGCUGUUCCUCUGCACCCUGGCAACUGGAGCCCUCGCCAUCUCCGGAAACCCCGGUCGGCGCGUGGGUAAAAGACAGGUAACGUUGUUCCUCGUCCCGCAUAGCAUGUAUUGCCUGAUAGGGAUCAAUAUUGUCGACAACAACAUUUUUAUUAGAACCCCUGACCGCACACAUAACGAAUCAAAGGCAACGGCGAACAGAGGUGAGUAA